GGUCACAAUACAGUCUAGUCGAGGCCGACAUUUUUGUGGUUAGCAGAGUCCGUGUACUUUCAGGGCUGCAGCGCUAGCCUCCACUGUGUUCAAAAGUACUGCCGUGGAAGAAGAGCCAGCUGGGGGUUUUUUGUAUACCUUCUCGCCAUAAAUCUUCAAUGUUUUGGCCUAGAGCCUCGUAACAACGAUAAUCCACGGCAUGAAUUUUUCAGCAAGUUGUGACUACCGCGGUGAGGGGCGAGUCCUCCAACAUUCCAUAAUAAUGCAGAACCUUGACAAACUUGUGUUCCAACCUGAAGACACGGUUUUAGACGUCGGCUGCGGAUCAGGCGAAGAGACCAAAACAAUAGCAUCAAAGGUCAACAGUGUAACAGGUGUCGAUUCUUCGGAAGAAAUGAUUGCAGUUGCCCGUCAGAACAACGCGGCUUCCAAUAUCACAUAUCUCGUAGGGGAUGCUCGGUGUGUAGGAGAUAACCCAGAUUGGAAGGAAAAGUUCGACAAGGUUGUGAGUUUUUUCGUGCUUCACUGGAUCCCCUUUGCGGACCAGCUGAGAGCCCUGAGUAGCAUUUUGACGUGCUUGAAGCCGGGAGGGGAGGGGUUAUUCAUUAACAGACAAUGAUUACGGUGGCUUCGACCUGGCUACUGCGGCAAACCUUUAUGUGAAGAACCACGCAAAGUGGGGCCAGUUUGUAAAGGUACGGCAAGCUCCUGACAUGACGCACGCAGGGAAGUGGUAUUUUUCAAAUUCUACUCAGUUCGACCCUUUGAACGUCUGUUUGCUUUCAAGCAACCAUGAAGCAACAGUUACUGGAGUAAUAUUUCCUCAAAUUCACAGUUCCCCCUCAACCGCCAUAGAUAGUCCUAUGUACGCAGUGCUUCAUUUUUUUAAUAAGGUUCCCAAACUGUGAUUGCACCGUGAGGAUUAUUUCUCACCCUUCAGACUUUGAAAGAAAAAAUGUGGAACCUUGACAUAAUACGAUCCUCAUAUUGAACAGAAUGUACCAGCACUAGGCUGUAUAGGCCUGGUUUGCAGCGUUUUUCUAAAGGUCGCAGUCCAAAUUGAAUUUGUUUAGUUAAGUUUAACGCGUCCUGUAGUCAAAAUUACGAUGUCCUCGCGAAUUAAAAAUUAAGCUUUAACAAUAGCAGUUCAAAGACACAAUGUCCCUCAGUUUCAGUAGUAAAGCCUUCUUUUGUUCUUACAGGGUUACGAGUGGCCUUUGUACACAUGGAAUCAAUCCAUUCCAGACACUGUUCAACUGCUUAAGACGUUUGGCUGUACAAGUGUAGAGUGUGAC
This is a messenger RNA of Acanthaster planci (crown-of-thorns starfish), 1295 nucleotides long. RefSeq names its product demethylmenaquinone methyltransferase-like. The record is from RefSeq and is a predicted model, not a curated record. Lineage: Eukaryota; Metazoa; Echinodermata; Asteroidea; Valvatida; Acanthasteridae.